UCCAGCCUCUCCUUCCUCCGAGCGAGGCGGGGCGAGCGUGGGAGAGCGAAGGCGCGAGAUCCAGGAAGGUCCGGAACCAGUGUGACUCUGGUGUUGGUCGAGGGAAGGUGUACGACCCGCAGCUCCCGGCGUCUGCGAUGUUGCGUCUCCCCGUGGUAUAAAGUGUCCAAGAGCUAAAACUGAAGCAAGUUUCGGAUCACCUUCGCCGUCUCGCCUCUUACGCGCCCAGAUUCGACCCGCGCAAACUAUCGACACGAAAACAAAACAGGAAAAGAAUUUUAAAAAAUACGCGAAGAUGGAGAUGCUUGAGCCGCUGGUCCUGCUAGCGGCACUCCUCCUGCUGGUGUUGAUCAUCGCCCUCACGCAAGUUGUGCUUGAUGGCAACCUCUUUUUGGGUUAAAAGGGUGAAAAUACUCUCAGAACGAGGGAGAAGAUUCGAAGCUUCGUUGGGUUCGAUGCUUCUCUAUCUUUUUCUUCAAGGACGGAGUGUGGACAUCUUUUAUUUUCAAUGAUUUCUAUUUUUAUCUUUAUGAUAUUUAUGAUAAUUUUUAAUAGUGAUGAAUGAUGGCACUUUAUAAAGCAGAAAAUAUGUUGAGCGUUGUUUCAUGACUUUGUGAAUAAAAAAAAAGUGAUCCAAUAAGGACGACUAAACAGUUUCUGGUAAAUAUUCUGAGAUAAAUUUCCAGCCGCCUCGUGUCUAUACACUUCACCGGUUUACGGAAGCGUGAAUGUGGAUAUAUGAAACGUGUCUGGUCGUGAAAUCUAAACCGAUCAGAAGCUAUGAAGUGGAAUGAGCAAAACGAACGCAAAGGAACUUAUCUUCGUAAAGGUCUGGCGGUGAAAUACCUUUCUCCCCCAUGAACAUGCAAACUUUUACUCGAAAUAUGGAAAUCUUAUUUCUGUUGCCGAAAAUGGAUACGCCAGUCUGCUGAAAGGGGAACGAGGUCCGCAUGGAGUCUGCUGGAAGAACGCUAAAAUGAUCCGAAGCCUAGCAGCGCUCACGUACCCGGUGCUCGUGCUGGCCGUGCUCCUGUGCGAGGCCAGGGAGAUGUCCCGGGGAACCGCUGGCAGGAGAUCGCAGCACCUGCGGGAAAACGAGCUUCACAGUCAAGAACAGGGGCUUCUCUGGUCUCACGAAUACGCUGUUAACGACGGUCCUUCGCCUCUCGCCUCCUCCUCUUCCCACGUCGUAAGGCACAGGCGAACGCAGCCACGCGCCUUCGACACCUUCCACACUCCACCUCUUCCUUCGUCCUCGUCCUCCAACUCGCCCUUCUCCUCGCUCUCGUUCUCCUUCAACACCAGCAGCAGGGAAGACUACAGCCUGGAGGAGAAAUGUAGUCACGAGCAGUUCAGAGACACGGUGAAGAAGCAGAAGGAUUAUAUCGACAACUACCUGACGCAGAGUUACAACGAUUCGCGAGAAAAUAUUACUAUCGGGUUCCUGUCUUCCUUCACUUACAAUAAGCUGGCCCUGGGCGCCCUCCCUCUGGCGGUCGAAGACGUCAACAACGACCGCAGCCUCCUGCCGGGGAAGCGCCUCGUCUUCGAGGUCGCGGACGUCGGGAACAGCAACCUGGAGGCGCUGGCGGCGUUGUCCAUCCGGCGCAUGACGACCAUGAGGGACAAGGGGCACCUGGUCUUCAUCGGGCCCGACGACAACUGCGCCAACGAGGCCCUGGUGGCGGCGGCGUGGAACCUGCCCAUGAUCACCUACUUUCAAAAGAUGUUUGGAAUUCACUUUGGUCCCCCUGUUCAUGAUUUUGAACGAGCACUCUCCAACUGUAAUUGUGAACGAUUAGACUCCAAUUUAAUGCUGAAUCACCGUCAUAUUUAA
This is a messenger RNA of Penaeus monodon (black tiger shrimp), 1837 nucleotides long. RefSeq lists its product as uncharacterized. NCBI's taxonomy places the organism in Eukaryota, Metazoa, Arthropoda, Malacostraca, Decapoda, Penaeidae. The coding region runs from base 977 to 1837 and encodes 286 amino acids. The transcript has 5 exons. The record is from RefSeq and is a predicted model, not a curated record.